AUGGUUGGAAACGGCCGCCCAGCUGUUACAAGAUAUCAGAGAGGUAUUAUAAAUGAGGUCUCUUGGCUAUCAGACGAAGGAACAUCUGACUUCAAGGUUCAUAAAUUUCUGCGAGGAACGUGGGCCGGCAGGAGAUUUGAGAAAAGAGUCACUUUUGAAAGAACUCAAGCUUUGGUAAAGCAGAAAGUUGAAGAAAUAUGUGAACAGAUGAAAUAUGACAUUAUUAAGGGUUAUUUCGAAAAGAUCAGAAACUCGGAGACAGAAGGAAGUGGCAGAGUGAAGAAGAUUGGACAGAAGAGGAAGAGAGAAUUUCCCAGGCCGCCUGGGACUAUGAUGAAUUCAAAAAGAGGAGUCUCCAUUUCGAGAUAUAUACUUAUUGACUGGAAGAGCUUUGCUCUUUCACGCUUAAAGAUCCUUUUGUCGACGACCCCCGACACACAUAUGAUUCUGAUGAAGGAUGGAUGGAUCAUGCACCAUGGCACUAGUAUUGAUAACAAUAUGUUUAGGGUUAAUCUAUCUUUCCUGUUUAAUUUACAUUCGGAGAUGAGAAAAUUUCACCAUUGA
Messenger RNA from Botrytis fragariae, 564 nucleotides. RefSeq lists its product as uncharacterized. The record is from RefSeq and is a predicted model, not a curated record. Bases 1 to 564 code for a protein of 187 amino acids. The transcript is spliced from 3 exons. NCBI's taxonomy places the organism in Eukaryota, Fungi, Ascomycota, Leotiomycetes, Helotiales, Sclerotiniaceae.